This is a messenger RNA of Penicillium diatomitis, 684 nucleotides long. Its product is annotated as EF-hand superfamily Ca2+-modulated protein. The annotation marks the transcript as partial. The transcript is spliced from 3 exons. Lineage: Eukaryota; Fungi; Ascomycota; Eurotiomycetes; Eurotiales; Aspergillaceae. The record is from RefSeq and is a predicted model, not a curated record.
UCAACUAUCCGCGCAGAAGAUAAAGAUCUCGGUUUACUUUCUUUCUCUGCGCAAGAGCUAUGGUCGACUGAAGACAGACUCGCGCAGCCGCCCAGGAGGCGCGGAGCUCCCGCCAGCUCCUCAAUCGCCAACACCAACGCCGCCGCCGCCCCAAGGCGCUCGCGCUCGAAGAUCGCCAAAGAGAAUGACAUAUCUGCAGAUGAGGAGAAUGAGAUAAAGGAGGUCUUCCAGAUAUUUGCUCAAACAAAUGAUGAGUUUCCAUCUGAGAAGGAAGGCGUGAUUCCGCGUGAAGAUGUGCGCAAAGCAAUGAUCGCCCUCAACGUACCACCGUCGGACUCCUCCGAACUCGCCGAUAUCCUCUCCGCGGUUGACCCAACCUCCACGGGCUUUGUUCCCUAUGGACCCUUUGUCUCCGUUGUCGCCGCAAAACUUCACGCUCAAGACGACGACGCACGAGAUGCCGAGGUGGAAACCGCAUAUCAGCUCUUCACAAGAGGCUCGGAUGGGCCCAUAUCCCUCAGUCAUCUGCGACGCAUCGCGCGCGAGCUGAAGGAGGACUCAGUGGAUGACAACUUAUUAAAGGACAUGAUCCUUGAGGCCAAUGGAGGAGCAGGAUUGACCUCUGGAGUGACACUCGAACAGUUUCAGGACGUCAUGACCCGCGCUGGAGUUUUCAAGACGUAG